This is a messenger RNA of Dermatophagoides farinae (American house dust mite), 1500 nucleotides long. It is a transcript of the gene Atg101, whose product is annotated as autophagy-related protein 101. Gene Ontology annotation, molecular function: protein kinase binding. Gene Ontology annotation, biological process: autophagy; autophagosome assembly. Lineage: Eukaryota; Metazoa; Arthropoda; Arachnida; Sarcoptiformes; Pyroglyphidae. Gene Ontology annotation, cellular component: Atg1/ULK1 kinase complex; phagophore assembly site. The record is from RefSeq and is a predicted model, not a curated record.
AAAUCAUCAUCAUCAUCAUCAACACCAUCAUCGAGUAUCCAUGCAUUCAAUUUAAAAACAACGCAUACGAGCUAUAUAAUGAAAAAAAAGAGAAAACUAAAAGAGGAUACCAAAAUACAUGCAUAUAGAAAAAAAAAUAAUUCAACCAUCCAAAAAAAAAACGAAAUCAUCAAGCAAUCAACACAAAACGCAUGAUGUUCUCAUGGUUGUGAUGGUGGUAGUAGUAGUUUGAUUAAUUCAUUUUUUGUUUGUUGACGAUAUUACACAAUCCUAUUCAACAUUCAUGCCUGGUAUUCAUUGUUGUUGUCAAUGAUCAUCAUUGAUGAUGAUCGUAAACGAUCGUAUAUUCAUUCACGAAUUAUCAUGUUUAUAUGAAAUUCUGUUAUUAUUUUCGUGAUUAUUGUUACAAAAUAUAUUGACAUUUGCGCAGUGUGCUUUUCUUUGUUUAGUUUUUUUUUCAUUGUUUUGGUUUUCAAUUUGUCUUUUUGUUUAUGAAUUAUUGGAUAAUAAGAAUAUAUUUCAUCCUUCAAGAUUCCUAAAACAACACUAAUAAUAAUAAUAAUUCCAUUUUGUGCGCAAUUUUGAAAUAUCAUCAUAAAACGAAAUGAAUGCACGUUCUACAGCAUUCGAAUUUACUUGUCUGGGUAAACGCAUCAAUGAAAUUGUAUCGGCCAUUUUCCAUUCUGUGAUUUUCAAUAGAUGUUUUGGAAAGUUUCAAUAUAAACAACAAAAUUCCUAUUCAAUUGGAACACUAGGUUUCGAAGAGAUCAUCUGUGAUUUCAUCGAUUUUACCUACAUUCGUGUGGCAUCAGUUGAUCUGGCAAAAACAGUCAAUAAUCAAAUCAAAAUAUUUGUCGAUGAAUUACGAGCAUUGAAUAAUCAAUACUCAAAUGCUGCCAAUCCUACAAAUCAAACUGGCCGUCGGCCAGCAUCUGCAUUAUUCAAUUUGGAUAUUGUACCUGAAAGCUCUCAACAACAUAAAAAAGCACAAAGACGUUCGUUAUCAUCAUUAUAUUCAACUACAUCGGCUACUGGUAGCAUUAGUUUGGAAUUUUUACUCAAAAAUAAAAGUCGACCAUUCGUCUUUGACUCAUUAGUUUGGGAAGUUUGGACAUUGAAAAUUAAUUGCCUGAAAGAUGGUUUAAAUGAGUCACCAUUUAAUAAGACCAGCAUUGAAGAUCAAUUGUUCGAUAAGAUAACAUCUAUAGUAUCGAUCGUGAACCAACCGAAUGCCUUUUUACCUGCUAUGCCUUCCGAAUCUGAAUUGGAUAAUGUAUUUGAUACAAGUUAUUCGGAUAUUCAACCAUAUAACUUCAAGAUCUCAUACAAAGUUGGUGGUAAAGAUUCGAAUGAUGCACGUACAAGUGGAUCAUCGGAAAAAGGUCUUGGACAAAUGUUGGGCCAACCGGGACAGGAAAGGUUACGAAAAUUUUUCGAAAAACUUUCCCUUUGAAAAAAUGAUUGAAAAUAAUUAAAACAAACAAACAUACAAUAACACAA